Onthophagus taurus is the source of this 3142-nucleotide messenger RNA. It is a transcript of the gene RecQ5, whose product is annotated as RecQ5 helicase. Gene Ontology annotation, molecular function: ATP binding; four-way junction helicase activity; 3'-5' DNA helicase activity. The record is from RefSeq and is a predicted model, not a curated record. Gene Ontology annotation, biological process: regulation of DNA-templated transcription; double-strand break repair via homologous recombination. NCBI's taxonomy places the organism in Eukaryota, Metazoa, Arthropoda, Insecta, Coleoptera, Scarabaeidae. Gene Ontology annotation, cellular component: chromosome; nucleus; cytoplasm.
GGUGCUAACUUCAUUUUUGACUUUGACAGGUAUUUGUUGUUAUUUUUGUUAACGCAAAUAAAGUCGUUUAAAUCCGACUUUUUUAUUAGUUAAUUUAUGAAUUAAUCUAAUUUUGACAUGGUGUAACUCAUUAUUUUAAGCAUGAUAUCGUUUUAAGCGAAAAUAAUAAUAUUUGAAGCAAGAAAUGGAUGAGAAUCAAUUAAAGGAUGUUUUAAAAAGUCGUUUCAAUUUCAACACCUUCAAAUCGAACCUCCAAAGAGAUGCAAUCAUUAAAAUCGUUCAAGAAAAAGCGGACGUUUUGGUUUCGAUGCCUACGGGCUCGGGAAAAUCGCUUUGUUACCAACUCCCCGCCGUGUUAAAAGAGAGGCAAACAACGUUGGUGUUUUCGCCGCUUUUAGCGUUAAUAAAAGACCAAAUCGAUCAUUUAAAAGCGAUUAAAAUCCGAGCGGCGUCUUUAAACUCAAAAACUUUAAAAGGAGAGCGCGAAACGAUUUUAACUGAUCUAAAAAGUGUCUCACCUAACAUUAAGUUAUUGUAUAUAACCCCUGAGCAGGCUUCAACUCAAACUUUUAAGGAGUUAUUUCAAAAUUUGGUUAAAUUCGAUAAAAUUGCAUAUAUUGUAGUUGAUGAAGCGCAUUGUGUGAGCGAAUGGGGGCACGAUUUUCGGCCGGAUUACCUCAAAUUAGGCGAAUUAAGGAAGGGGAAUGAGAUCCCUUUUGUUGCUUUAACCGCGACGGCCGGGGCGGAAGUCACAAAAGACAUUAUUUAUAACCUAAAGUUAUCAAAGAAUUUAAAAAUAUUUAAAUCGUCGUCGUUUCGCGAAAAUUUAUUUUACGACGUCUUUUUUAUCAACAUCCUCGACGAUCCUUACUUGCAUUUAAAACAAUUUAUCGAAAAACAUUUAUAUUUUGAUAAAGAAAUUGACGUGGAGAAUAAAAAAAAAUCUUGCGGGAUCAUUUAUUGCAGAACUCGCGAUCAAACCGAGGUUUUAUCGACGAAAUUAAAUUCUUUAGGGGUGAAAUCGACGGUUUAUCACGCUGGGUUAAACCAUAAGAAUCGAAUUGAGUGCCAAGAAUCGUGGCAAAGCGGUUGCGUUCAAGUUAUUUGCGCCACAAUUAGUUUUGGGAUGGGAGUUGAUAAAGCGUCGGUGCGUUUCGUGGUUCAUUGGGGGGUCCCAAAGGAUCCCGCGUCUUAUUACCAAGAAUCCGGGAGAGCUGGACGCGAUGGAAAAAACUCGUUCUGUCGAUUAUAUUAUAACCGCUCCGAUCGAAAAGCCGUCGAAUUCUUAAUAACCCAAGAACUCGGGAGAUCCAAAGAUAAAAAACAACGCGAGAAUAAAGCCAAAAACGCGAUGAAAUCGUUCGCAAAAAUCGUAGAAUUUUGCGAAUCCCCAAACGAGUGUCGCCAUAAAUUAUUUGCAAAACACUUUGGGGAUGAUUUUAAACGAUGUAAAACUAAAUGCGACAUUUGCGUUGAUCCUAAAAAGGUCGAAAAAAUGGUUGAGUUAUAUCUAACCAAAAGCAUUCAAUUUAAUUCGCUCCCCCAAGACAUUAAUGAUAUGAAUUAUGACGACCUUUAUGAGGGCGGGCGAAAAGCUGCUGAUAAUUACGAUAAUAACGAAAACGAUGAACGUAACAUUUACGAAGAAAAAGCCAAAAAAGAAACUACCGAGCUAAUUAGGAAACAAUUUCAACUAAGGCGGAGUGCCCAAGAAGUAUCAAAAGACACCAUCGAUAAGUUAUUCGCGAAAAAUUCUAAAGUUCAAGCGGCCGGGUCGACGAAAACUAAAGUUAAAGGGCUCACAAUCGCAGCUAGGGAGCAAUACUUUUCGAAAAUCACCGAGGUUUUGAUCGAAAAUUAUAAUCAAUGCGUUGAGGAGAAAGUUCUUGAUGCAAUCGAUAUUGAGGAAUGUACCAAGGAAUUAGAAUACUCUACUUUUACCUCGGUUACGACGCUAAUGAUGUAUCGAAACGCUUCAGCUAAAUUGAUUUCAAACAUAAAAUGUUGUACUCAAGAAAAUCUUCUUUACGAUAUCUUUGAAAAUUUCCAACCGCAACCAAAAAAACUUGAAACUUUAUCUGAUUUUUUUCGAAAUAGUUCCAAAAUGAAUUUAUUAAAACUAAAUGAGCUAGAUUUAAAUAAAACUAAAAAUAUAAAGGAAAUAAAAAAUGAUUUAAAAUGCGAAAAUAGAAACGUCAAUAAUGAAGUUGGCGUUAUUAAAGAUGUCGAUAAAACAGAUUUGGUUAGGGUUGAUAAAAUUGAGGUUAAGUCAACUUUCGAUGGAUUUAAACGAGCUAGUGAACUAUUUAAAGUAAAAUCGAAUGAAAACGUGUUAAAUUCAUCGAUAAAAGUCGACGAUGAAACGGAACGUGUGAAAGAAAAUCAAGAAAUGGAUAAAAAUAAAAUUAAAAAUGAUGAUGGUGGUAAAAUGGUGAUCUCCGAUAAUACAAGACAAGUUAUUGAGGAACGUUACGAGAAUUUCGAACAAAUCAUUCGCGAUUCGAAACGAAUGAUGGACGAGAUGAGUGAAAGAAUGGUCGAUAAAAAUAACGUUAAAAAAGACGAUGGGGCGAAGAAAAAAGGGAGGGUUAAAGAUCAUAAACAACCGGAGAAAAGUAACAAAUCAAUUUCAAAGUUAUUCGGUGAUGAUAGCGAGGAGGAGGAGGGUGUUAAGAAAGAUGUUGUGAAAAGAAAAGUGGAACUCGAUGACGAUGAAAAAGGAAAAAGAAAAAAAUUGAAACGAAACGAUGAUAUUAAAAAAGACGGAGAAAAUAAAUCUGGGAAAUUAAAAAAGAACGAAAUCGGGCUGUUGGUCGUUAAAUUAUUAACACCGGCGUAUACGGAGAAACGAUUCGAUUCGAAAGAAACGUUUAAAAGUAUGGCUCGAACAAUAUCUCAUUCGCUUUUAGAUAAAGAUGAAUCGGAAAUAAAACGAUUCGUCGCCGAUUUUCUUUCGAAAAAUGAGGAAAUCACAACAGCAACAACUUUAUAAUACAAUAGAUCGUAAUUAUUUCUUCUUUCUUUUAAAUCAUAUUAUUAAUAUUCUCAUCUAUUAAUUGAUUUGUUAAUCUUGAGUCAACAUUGUACAUUAUUAAGAUUAAAAUAGCAUUAAGCUAGCAUCUAGCUACGUUUAAAACUUAAA